AUGCGCGCAGCUCGCAAGAGAAAGCAAUCCCACCCACAAUCCUCCCCAAGAUCUCCCAAAUCCGCUGCCGCCGGUGGCGGCGCCGCCGCCGGAAGCCCAUUUCCGGACCACCAGCGGCCUACCCCCGUAGAAUGCCGCUCCGUGAGAGACGACCUCCUGUCCCUCCACGGUUUCCCAAAAGAAUUCAUCAAAUACCGCGACCAGAGAUUGAAACCAAAAUCCCAGCUCAAAGAUUCAGAAAAUCUCGGGCCUUUGAAGAACGACGGCGAUCUUGACGAGGAAGAGAGUGUCUUGAAUGGUCUAGUGAAAACCAUAUUGUCCCAGAAUACUACAGAGCUUAAUUCGGAAAGGGCUUUUGCUUCACUCAAAACUGCUUUUCCUGCUUGGGAAGAUGUUCUUGCAGCUGAGUCGAAGGACAUUGAGGAUGCUAUAAGAUGUGGUGGCCUAGCUCCAACAAAGUCUGCUUGUAUAAAGAAUUUGUUAAGCCUAUUGCUCGAGAAAAAAGGGAAACUUUGCAUGGAGUACUUGAGAGAAUUGUCUAUUGAGGAAGUCAAGUCAGAGCUUUCUCUUUUCAAAGGAAUCGGUCCAAAGACAGUAUCGUGUGUGUUGAUGUUUUAUUUACAGCACGAUGAUUUCCCUGUGGACACACAUGUUUUUCAGAUAGCUAAAACUAUGCGAUGGGUGCCACCAAUGGCAGACACUAAAAGCACGUAUCUUCAUCUCAACCAAAGAAUUCCGGGUGAACUGAAGUUUGAUCUCAAUUGUCUUCUUUAUACUCACGGCAAGGUAUCCAUUGUGAAGGUGCUGCAUCAAGAUGAUACUGAAGGUAUCAAGGAGCAUCAGGUUUUAUUGCUUCAUGGAUCGUCAAAUUCUUGCUCUGAGAAGAGUUAUACAGUCAAGGCAUCCGUUCGUGACCCAAGUUAG
Molecule: messenger RNA, 924 nt
Organism: Striga hermonthica
Lineage: Eukaryota; Viridiplantae; Streptophyta; Magnoliopsida; Lamiales; Orobanchaceae
Source: the annotation of a GenBank genome assembly